UAUAUUCAAAACUUACAUUAUAUUUAAUUCAGUUAAGGUAAUUGCUUGUAUGUCAACAUGCGGAUACUCUCUCCAGAGAAGAAAUAUCUCUACUACCUGAUGAUAAGCCAGUUGCACGAAGAUGGAUAUACUCAACAAGCUCUUCAGCUUGAAGUCUCCACAAUCCAUAGUUCUGGUGCUGUCAAAGCAAGUGACAAGCUAAGCCGCUUAUUCUCCUCAUGUUUAUCAAGCGUUACUGAGGCAACUGCUCAUUUCAGUUCCAAUAAAGGUACUACCUUGACUGUAAGUGGCCGAAAAAGGCACAAUAUGUCCGGGGCUAAUAUAAGAGCAGCCAACCUUGCAAACCUAGCAAAACGAAGGCGCACUGCAGGUACCAUUGAUUCAACCAGCAUAUUCCAAGAUUCGAUCAAGAAAUGUGUCAAGUUGGUAACAAAUGACCUGCAAAAAGCAACAUCGGAUAUAAGUUCAAUAUCUCCCGGACCAAGUCCCCUGUCAAAAUCAGGAGCCCUCUCACCUAAACAGAUGGUUCAAAGGAGUGCCUUGAAUAAUUCCAAACUGCAGAAAAGUCCUGCAGCUCGCCAGCUUUUUUCCAAUCCAUCAUCAUCCAAAGCUCCUUUAUCCAGCAACAACCCAAGAACCGUGCCGACUGUGUCUAAUUCGUUUUUGAAAGGAAUAAGUCUGUUUAAGACCUCUAAGCUACCAUCGGUAACACCAUACAACGCUCCUCAGUCAGCAAGUGGAAAAUCUCCCAUUCAGCCAGUGAGCCCUCGAUCUGUCACCGCUCAAAUACUUCAGCAACAACGCAUGACGUCAGACUCCGCUGCUGUUGUUAGAGUUACUAAAACCAACGACCCUGUAAUAAUUGAUGUUGAGGCUCCGUCAACCUCUAAAUCAUCGAAUGCAAGUGGUCUGCAGUUGACCCAGCCUAGAUCUGCUCCACUACAAUCGGCCCAAGGUAUUCCUCUACCGAAGCCACAAGCCCUAACAAAACCACAACAACAGUACCCUCUCCAGAUAGGCAGCUCCCACAUUAAACCUGUUCUCACUGUUGGAAACACCAAUGCAUCGGCUCUCAAAUCGCUAGUUAACAAGAUAUCCAAAAGGCCAGUGUUGUCCAUCCAAAAAAGGCCAAUGCCGCCCACCAUUUCUCAACAGAAAUCGAAAUCACCCCCACAAGUGGUCGUGAUAGAUGGUCCCAGUCCUGUUAAAACGACAAGUGUGCCCACCUCUACCCUGGUAACAACCUCACUUCAAAGGAGGUCGUUGGCUCCCGAACUGACCUCCCAACCUCCAACCAGUCAGAUAGCACCAACAACAACAACCUCCUCAUUGAGCACACCUCCCAACCCCUCCCAACCCAUCAACGUGUCGGCUACUUUAAGUGCCCUUGGUUUGCAGCCGUCCCGUCAGCCAGCUAAAGGUCCCUCCAGUCCUGUUCCAGCACGAUCUGCUCCAUCCUCCCCUGUUCCCGCUCUAUCCCACCUGCCUGUCCCUGAAUCUCCUCCUACUAGAAACUCCCCACUGUCUGUCCCUUCGUCACCUUCUGCUAUGAGUCCUCCAAAGAGUGGAUCUGCCCAGCCAUCUCCUCAACCUGCUAGUGAUUCUAAUCAAUCACAAACUAACGGUCUAAAGUCUCCAAACCCUUCGGAAGGUUCUCCUAGUCCCUCUCUGAAAGAACCUGCAUCUGAAUCAUCAAGGAGUUCAACUGCUGAUGAAACAGCGGAGGUUAAGACCGAGGAGUCAGGACCAACCCAGCCCCAAAUAGCCUGUGUACAGUGUGAACCAACAGACGACCAGAAAUACUCAAUACCGGAAACAGGAACCAAAAAACGCUCCUCUACCGCAGGAGAAAGAUCCAAUGCUUCGUCUGACACGGACUUUCCUUCAGAAAUAUUUGCUGAAGAAACCCCUGGCCCUGGAGGGAGCAACACGGAAAAUGAUCCGGAAAAAGAGCCGUUUAAAAGUCCAACAUCACUGUCCGACGCACUGCAUGCGGCCUCUGAUGCGUUGCUGGAGCAAACUUAGUGUAACUUAUUAAUUUAUUUUAGCGGUAUUAUGUGUCCUCGUGUUACUUGCCACGCAAGACGGCCAUGUUGCAUUUUUGUUUAGUCCAUAGUUAUCGUAUUUUAGCAGCAAAUAAGGGCUUAGGUGCAAUGACCAAAGCCACCAUGAUGCCAUUAUUGGCUGGUGCCAUGGUGACACCACAGUGGAGGAUUAGUGGCAUUGGUCGUUGCAUCUACGCUCGUAAAUAAGGUUAUUUUGCUGCAACUUAUUUAUUUCCGUAAUUUUAAAGUAAUAUGCGCAGUAAGCAUAGAAUUAAUACUUAAUUUUUGUGUCAAUUUUGUAGAAGUGUGCAUAAUAAUUGCUUACACUGUUUACAUGCAUUCUUCAAAUUUGCAUGUUACUAAGUAUUUUUCACCUGACUUGUUCUAAUGGAUUUGUUGUAAUCAUCAUUAUUAUUAAUAUUCAAGUGUUUUUUAUGAAAAGUUUAUCGAGAAGUUGUAUUUGUAAAGUAAUAAUAAUCUUUACAGAAAAUAGUGUGAACCCCAUUAUUUUUCUCAAUAAGUGUUUCUGUUCUCUUUGACUGUUCUACUAUUUAUUUCUUUUAUCUACAAACAGAUUUUUGAGCAGAAGGUUGAACUGCCAUUUUUAAGUUUACUUAUUUAAAUCGUAUCUUAAAUAAAAUCGUUUUACUCUUGAAUCGUUUUACAAUGAAUUAUUCACG
This is a messenger RNA of Bolinopsis microptera, 2725 nucleotides long. RefSeq lists its product as uncharacterized. The transcript has 3 exons. Lineage: Eukaryota; Metazoa; Ctenophora; Tentaculata; Lobata; Bolinopsidae. The record is from RefSeq and is a predicted model, not a curated record. The coding region runs from base 58 to 2025 and encodes 655 amino acids.